This is a messenger RNA of Protobothrops mucrosquamatus (brown spotted pit viper), 1746 nucleotides long. RefSeq names its product carbonic anhydrase 12 (gene CA12). The record is from RefSeq and is a predicted model, not a curated record. The coding region runs from base 1 to 1485 and encodes 494 amino acids. The transcript is spliced from 13 exons. Gene Ontology annotation, molecular function: zinc ion binding; carbonate dehydratase activity. Gene Ontology annotation, cellular component: plasma membrane. NCBI's taxonomy places the organism in Eukaryota, Metazoa, Chordata, Lepidosauria, Squamata, Viperidae.
AUGGCGGCGCCGCCGAUGCCCGCCGGCCGCCUCCGCUCCUCGCCCUGCGUCGCCCGACGCACGCACGCACGCACGCACGCCGACGCACCGCGCCUGCGCCGCCCGCGGACACGCCCACCCGNCCCCUCGCGCCAGGCCGAAGAGGAGGACAGGGCUGCUUCUGUUCAUUUGGAGGAGGAGGAGGAGGAGGAGGAGAAGCGGCGGCUCUUUCCGGCGGCUGUUCCCGGGAUUUUCCUGGCCGGGUCCAGCGCCAGAGCCCCGAUCUCGCCUCCGCCACUCCGGGAGGGUCGGCUGGCGUGGCUGCCCUUCACUAACCGUUCAGAGACCCUUUUCCUGGGCCCCGAUCAGCCCCAAAGCUCGGCAGAGUAUCCUGAUUGUGCUCAGUUGUUUACAGCAAUCCCCAAACACCAGGAAUUCUUGCAAGGAAUCCAAUCCCUGGAUCCUUUCAAGGCCGGCAGCCGCAUAAAGAGCUGCAGGAGGCUGAAAGAAAAGCGCAGGGAAAUUUACCCCUCUCCGUUUGCAGGAUCAAAGUGGUCCUACAUUGGUCCCGAUGGAGAAAAGGUGUGGCCAAAGAAGUACCCCUUAUGUGGGGGAGUCUUCCAGUCUCCCAUUGACUUCCACAAUGACAUCCUCCAGUAUGACUCCACCCUUUCACCAAUAGAACUGGAAGGCUACAAUGUCUCUUCUGAUGUCAAGUUCUUCUUGACCAAUAAUGGGCACUCAGUAAGAAUGAACCUCUCUUCGGCCAUGCGCAUCCGGAGUCUCUCCUUCCAGUACUCAGCAGCGCAGCUCCACUUACACUGGGGAAAUCGAAACAAGCAGGAAGGGUCCGAGCACACGGUCAGCGGGAGGCAUUUUGCUGCUGAACUGCAUAUUGUCCAUUACAACUCUGACCGAUAUCCAGAUCUGAAAUCAGCAGUUGACAAGCCCAGCGGGCUGGCAGUCUUGGCAAUCCUGAUUGAGGAGGGUGAAUUCAACCCAUCCUUUGAAAAGAUCUUCAGCCAUUUCCAACACGUGAAGUACAAAGAUCAGGAUGCCGUUGUUCCAGGUUUCAAUGUCCAAGAUUUGCUCCCAGAUAGACUGGAUGACUACUACCGCUAUGAAGGAUCUUUGACCACACCUCCAUGCUAUCCAAGUGUCCUCUGGACAGUUUUCCGAAAUCCUGUAGAACUUUCAGCAGAACAGCUGCUGGCGCUGGAAACCACCCUCUACUGCACGGAGUCAAACGACCCCGCCCCUCUUGAAAUGGUGGACAACUUCCGGAGAGUUCAGGAAUUUGAGAGGAUGGUUUCCGUCUCCUUCCGACAAGGUUUUGUCCUCUUUGUGGUGUUAGCCGGCAUCCUUGGCAUCGUCUUUGUCACCAUGGUGGCCUUCUGGCUGAUUCGAAGGAAGAGCCUCCAAAGGGCCAAGGAAGAGAAAGGGGUAAUCUACAAGCCCGCAGUCACCAAGGAGGAAGAGGAGGAGGAGAACAUCUCCAAAGCUUAAACCUCUGCAAUGCUCAACUUUAAAUAUUCUUAACAGCUGGAUGAGCCAAGCGUUGCCAUCUGUCUUGUCAUGUUUAUCAGCCAAGUUGGUUCUCUGGAUCCCUCAAGUGCAAAGAGGGCUCUGCUCCCUUGUGUACAGGAUUUUAAUGGGCGGAGACAGGCGUUAAAAAGAUCUCCCUCCAAAUAAAUCACAUAACUUCUAGGAGAGGUUCUGGGCUUUGCUUAACAUUAUAGCUUGUAAAUGUGAUAUUUAUGAAUAAUA